Messenger RNA from Caenorhabditis briggsae, 1230 nucleotides. RefSeq names its product Protein CBR-CDC-7 (gene Cbr-cdc-7). Bases 1 to 1230 code for a protein of 409 amino acids. The transcript has 8 exons. NCBI's taxonomy places the organism in Eukaryota, Metazoa, Nematoda, Chromadorea, Rhabditida, Rhabditidae. Gene Ontology annotation, biological process: mitotic DNA damage checkpoint signaling; protein phosphorylation. The record is from RefSeq and is a predicted model, not a curated record. Gene Ontology annotation, molecular function: protein serine/threonine kinase activity; ATP binding. Gene Ontology annotation, cellular component: nucleus.
AUGACAUCAAAAUCAAAUAGAAUCAAGUUAUGGGAAGAAAACUGCCCGGUGUUAAAAGAUUCGAAAUUUCUGCAAAACUAUCAGUUGUAUGAAGAAAUCAUAGGGGAAGGAUCAUUUGGAACAGUAAUCAGAGCGAAAUGUAGAUGUUCUCAGAAAUUAAGAGCAAUCAAAGCAAUCCGAAGGAUAAAUAAAGUGGACAUGCUGACGAUUGAGCUGGAAUUGUUAUCAGAACUUGGUGGACAUUUCAAUAUUGUUAAACUAUACGAUUUUUUCCAUUUCAAUGGUUCAGUGGCUAUUGUUCUUGAGUAUUUUCCACAUUGUGCAGCAACAGAGCUCCUGUAUCAUUCAAAAAGUGAUGAUAAAUUUGCACUUCUGUACAUCCGAAAUCUUCUAACUGCUGUCUCUUAUCUUCAUCAAAAUGGAUAUGUGCAUCGUGACAUCAAAUUAUCCAAUUUCUUGUAUUCACAUAAAACCAGAAGCUUCCGACUUGUAGAUUUUGGGCUAGCCACUAUUGACCGGUCGAAAAAUGAAAUGUCUAGAAAUGCCGCCGCUUCAGCCAUGUGCAGAGAAGGACCUUGUACUGUAUGUGAUGGUUUUGGAACACCCUGCAUGUUUUGCGGAAAAAAGCCAAAGAGAGAAAAUGUUCACAUUGUUGGAACUCCCGGUGUCCGUGCUCCGGAAAUUCUCUUCGGCAUUGGUCUGUGUAAUCCCGCGAUAGACAUUUUUUCUUGUGGAAUUGUACUUCUGUCACUCGUAUCUCUGAAACAUCCAUUCUUCAUGCCAAAAGAUGAAACAGAAAAUAUCUAUCAUCUGGCCUUCCUACUAGGAUCUGAAUCGAUAGAAAAUAUGGGAAGACUUGAAGGACUGCGGGUGACACUUUCGGAAAAACUUCCUCCUGCCGAUUAUUAUCACUUAGUGAUGUCGCUUAGGCACGGGUUUCAAUAUAUGCGGAUGAAUUUCACACCUAAAAAGUGUCAACUCUGUCACAAAAGGUCUUAUAACAACCCGACGGGAGUAUGUUUUUGCCGAGAAAACUACCAAACCAACAUGUUCUACACUGGAGAGAACGAUAAAGAUAUUAUGACACUUUAUGUGGAUCUACUGUAUAGAGCACUUGAGCCGGAUAGAUUCAAGCGGUACACUGCUGAUCAGCUACUUUGUGUCAUCGAAUCAUUCGAUCGUCGUCAUAACUACGUACCAAAACCAUUGUCAAAUAGAGAUGAUGAUUAA